UUUCUCUGCAAGGGAAAUGAAGGCACGAAACAAAAAAACUUAAAGUUUCAAGAAAUUCGUCUAGUUCUACUUUUUUCUUUAGGUUAAUUUGCUAUUCCUUUUAAUCAUUUGAUAGCUUGGAAUAUGGUCUUUUCAAUGGUAGGGACUUCUGUCUGAUGCAGAGCUGUUCAGCGUGGAAGAAAGACGUUGUUGGUGGGCAGUUGUGUUAGUGAGUUUAGUUUUGACUCUAAACAACAUCUCAUCUUUUCGUGAUCUUUUCAAACUUCUCCGUGGAUAUGAGAGCUUCCUUAAUGACUUCACUCUAAGGACUUCUGUGUUGGACCAAACCUUGUGGCUUUGACUUACAAGACGUCCAGUUGUUGAGAACAACCAAGGUUUCUCUAUUUCAAACGAUUCUUACGUGAACUCGUCAAGAAAACAUUUCUAUUCAUUCAAAGAUUUGGAGGAUUUCAUUGAACUUUAUCCUCAUUACUUCCAACAAACCAUGGCUACUAGAUCACAGAAUCCUCACAGUCUGAGGCAAAUUAAUUUGGAAGAGAUAUGGGAUGACCUAAAGGAAGGCAUACAACAUGUUUAUGAACAGCAAAGUAUGUCAAGACCGCGAUAUAUAGAACUGUACACACAUGUUUAUAAUUAUUGUACUAGUGUUCAUCAGCAGUCACAGUCCCGUGUCUCCAAACACAAAAAGGUUCCAAAUCAAGGAGGAGCUCAAUUUGUAGGCCAUGAACUCUACAAGACAUUGAGAGAAUUUCUGAAAUCAUAUCUAGUAAAACUACAGAAGAAUGGUGCUGAUUUAAUGGAUGAAUCAGUCCUAAAGUUUUAUUCCAGUCAGUGGGAAGACUAUAGAUUCUCAAGCAAAGUACUUAAUGGAGUGUGUGCAUAUCUUAAUCGGCAUUGGGUUAGAAGAGAAUGUGACGAGGGCAGAAAAGGAAUUUAUGAAAUAUAUUCACUUGCCCUAGUAACUUGGAGAGAGUUCCUUUUUAAACCAUUGAAUAAACAGGUGACAAAUGCUGUUCUGCGAUUAAUUGAAAGAGAAAGAAAUGGAGAGACCAUCAACACUAGAUUAGUUAGUGGAGUUAUUCAGUGUUAUGUUGAGCUUGGAUUAAAUGAAGAUGACAGCACAACAAAAGGACCAACACUCAGUGUAUACAAGAGUUCUUUUGAGUCUGUGUUCUUGGAGGAUACUGAACGGUUCUAUACUGCAGAGAGUAUGGAGUUCCUGCGUGAGAAUCCUAUGACAGAGUACAUGAAGAGGGCUGAAGCAAGACUGCUUGAAGAACAGAGAAGAGUUCAAUCUUAUCUUCAUGAGAGUACACAAGAUGAGCUUGCAAGAAAGUGUGAACAAGUUCUGAUUGAAAAGCACUUAGAUAUUUUUUAUUCAGAAUUUCAGAAUUUGUUGAACGAUGAUAAAGAUGAAGAUCUUGGUCGCAUGUACAUGCUGGUAUCAAGAAUACCAGAUGGUCUUGUUCAGCUGCGGAACCUCCUUGAGAAUCAUAUAUGUUACCAAGGAUUAAAUGCCUUAGAAAAAUGUUGUGAACAGGCAUUCAAUGAUCCUAAAGUGUAUGUUGAGACAAUACUUGAAGUGCACUAUAAAUAUAAUGCGCUAGUGCUUACAGCAUUUAAAAAUGAUGCUGGGUUUGUUGCUGCCUUAGACAAGGCAUUUGGGAAGUUUAUCAACAACAAUGCUGUUACCAAACAAGCUCAAAAUUCAUCCAAAUCCCCAGAGUUACUGGCCAGAUACUGUGACUCUCUCUUGAAGAAGAGCUCUAAGAAUCCAGAAGAAGCAGAAUUAGAAGAUAUUCUUAACUCUGUGAUGAUAGUAUUCAAGUACAUAGAAGAUAAAGAUGUCUUUCAGAAGUUCUAUGCUAACAUGCUUGCUAAACGCCUUGUACAGCACAACUCUGCAUCAGAUGAUGCUGAGGCAAGCAUGAUCUCCAAACUAAAGCAAGCAUGUGGUUUUGAGUACACAUCCAAGCUGCAGCGUAUGUUCCAGGAUAUUGGUGUCAGCAAGGAUCUUAAUGAUAAGUUUAAGGCUCAUCUGUCUAAUACUGGACCAUUAGACUUGGAUUUUAGCAUCCAAGUCCUCAGUUCUGGUUCCUGGCCUUUCCAACAAUCUGCCCCUUUCUCUCUUCCUGCUGAGAUGGAAAAAAGCUACCAGCGGUUUACCACAUUUUACAGCAGUCAACAUAGUGGUCGUAAACUGUACUGGUUAUAUCACAAGUCUAAGGGUGAACUGGUUACCAACUGCUUUAAAAACCGCUACACUCUUCAGGCAUCUACAUAUCAAAUGGGUGUAUUAUUGAUGAUGAACUCAGCUGAUAGCUACACAGUAGAACAGAUCCAAGAACAAACACAGCUCAAAAGGGAAAAUCUGCUGCCUAUCUUAGGAAUCUUACUGAAAUCCAAGCUACUGCUUUGCGAUACUGUUGAUGACGCCUCUGAGCUACAACCUGAUUCCGUUUUGAAGUUGUUCUUUGCCUAUAAGAACAAGAAGCUUCGUGUUAAUAUCAACGUCCCGAUGAAGAUCGAGCAGAAGAACGAACAAGAACAAACACACAAGUACAUUGAAGAAGACAGGAAACUUCUAAUACAGGCCGCCAUUGUUCGUAUCAUGAAGAUGCGUAAAGCCCUCAGACACCAACCUCUGCUGGCAGAGGUGUUAUCUCAACUUUCCAGCCGAUUUAAACCCAGGGUACCCGUCAUCAAGAAAUGUAUCGACAUCUUGAUCGAAAAGGAGUACCUUGAACGAGUAGAAGGAGAGAAGGACAUGUACGCUUACUUAGCGUAAAUGAAGACCUUGCACACCAAUGAAGAACAUCACCGACUAUUAAUAUAUAUCUUGAAGAGAGAUAGCCAAGAACUAUCAACUUGCGAACACGUCACCAAUACAUAAAAGUAGAGGAGAAAAUGGGAAGGGAAGUAUACAAAAUUAUUUUGUAUUGAAACUGAGUCAAACCUUUGCCAUUAGACGUUCAAACCUUCAUUAAAAAUGCUCUGUGAAUCAAAAAAAUAACAGAAAACUUCAGUGUUAAAGGAGUGGAAUUCAAGGGCGAAUUCAGGAUUUUCUUCAAGAGGGGGUUUUGCUUUCAAGGAGCAUUCACCUGUAAAAGAUGCCGAGCCAAAAAAAAAAAAAAAAGCAACGAACA
Messenger RNA from Actinia tenebrosa (Australian red waratah sea anemone), 3146 nucleotides. Its product is annotated as cullin-1. NCBI's taxonomy places the organism in Eukaryota, Metazoa, Cnidaria, Anthozoa, Actiniaria, Actiniidae. The record is from RefSeq and is a predicted model, not a curated record. Gene Ontology annotation, molecular function: ubiquitin protein ligase binding. Gene Ontology annotation, biological process: ubiquitin-dependent protein catabolic process. Gene Ontology annotation, cellular component: cullin-RING ubiquitin ligase complex.